Vespa mandarinia (Asian giant hornet) is the source of this 1464-nucleotide messenger RNA. RefSeq names its product zwei Ig domain protein zig-8. Gene Ontology annotation, biological process: synapse organization. Gene Ontology annotation, cellular component: neuron projection membrane. Lineage: Eukaryota; Metazoa; Arthropoda; Insecta; Hymenoptera; Vespidae. The record is from RefSeq and is a predicted model, not a curated record.
CGGCUGUCUGUGCUCCGCGAAACGCGACUUCCGGAGUUCGUGAUUAAAUUCGAAAUCGACUGAACGAUUUUCGUAACCCUUCGAUUUGGGAAGAUCGUUGGACGUUACCUUUUCAGGACGGACAAGUACGAUAAUUUGCGAUCGUUCUGAAAACGAUCCCCAGAGGUGUCACGUCAGCGAAAAUCAAGAUUCCGCAUUGAACAUCGAAAGCUUCGGGGGAUGCGAAAACCGGUGGACGAUGUCGACAGGACCAACCUGGGGGUCAAGGUUGUUCCUCGCGUUCGCGACAACCACGAUCGUAAUCACCAAUUAUCAGUGCCACUGCGAGAGGACCCAUCUACGCGAGAAGCUUGUUAACGGCUACCGAACGAUGAGAAAUAUCACUGGUUUGCAAGAAGAAAUUUCUGCUAUAUUGCCACCACUAAGGAUACCUCGAUUGAGGCAUCACCGUGUAACUGAUUGGGAUCCUUAUUUCGAAAAUGCGGAAGGACAAGGAAUCAAUGGAUCACAAAACGUGGCAUUGCAUUUGGGAGCUACAGCUUUGUUAGAUUGUCGCGUUGCUAUGCUUGCCGGAAGAAAAGUCAUGUGGGUACGUCGAAACGACGACUGGGGCUCCCUUCUAACUCUGGGCAACAUGACUCACAUUUCCGACACAAGGUACAGCGUCAGUUUCCAGUAUCCAAAUAACUGGAGACUAGCGAUUGCUGGUGUACGAAGAGAAGACCGUGGCUUGUACAUCUGUCAAGUGAAUACACAUCCACCUAGAAUGCUGGUCACGAACGUCACCGUUCUUGCCCCGGAUAUAAAAAUUGUCGAUGAGGCCAGACACGAGUUACGUGAUCGUUAUUAUAAAACUGGAAGUGGAAUUGAACUUUUGUGCGUCGUAAGACCGUCUUGUCCAGACUCGAAAGUACCGCAUCCGGUAUGGAGGAAAAGUGGAGAGAGUUUAUCAGAUCGUGUUGACGUUUAUCAUAUUAACGGAUCGAACGAGGAGGUGAUAACGAAGCUUCAUAUCGAACGAGCUAAAAAGACUGACAGUGGAGAGUAUGCCUGUUCCGUUGGACAAUUCAGCACGACAGUUGUUCACAUUCACGUUCUUAAUGGUGAGAAACAAGCAGCCGUUCAUCACGAUCAAUGGAACGCAGCGUGCACCGAUUAUUCCGAAGGAAAUGGCGAACUUUUCGUCUUAAUAACUGUCCUUCUAAUACUAUGUACUUUGACAAUGAAUUCCUUGUAAAUCGUGUUUCUUCGUUUAUACGACGUUACACAUAUGAAAGCAUGUACUUGCAUUCAUUCGCGUAAAAGAGCUACGGCUUAAACUCUACAGUUCAUUUUCGCGCAAUUUUCUUUCCUUUAACAUUUCUAAGUACUUCAUGAUAUUAGAAAACGAAGUACCGUACUGUGGUCAUACAGCUACGAAGAUUUUUCUCGAUCAAGCAAGUGAAUAAAAGAACGUUAUUAUAA